AAUAGAAUAGUUUCAAGAAAACUGCCAACGCCAAGUUUGCCAACGCAUGAGUCUUGUUUGGUAUAGUUUUCAAACAUGUCGUUUUCAGAUUUAUAUGCUAAAUAUAAUUGUAUAUAUUGUCAAGAAGAAAUAAAUGGAGUGCGUGUGAGAUGUGCCGAAUGCAAAGAUUUCGAUAUUUGUAUGCAGUGUUUUGCACUUGGUGCUGAAAUAGGCUCACACAAAAAUGAUCAUUCCUAUCAAUUUAUGGACUCAGGAGCAGUUGGAAUAUUCUUAGGUCGAAACAGUUGGUCUGCCAACGAGGAAGUAAGACUUUUAGAUGCUAUAGAACAAUUCGGUUUUGGGAACUGGGAGGAUAUAGCAAAACACAUAGAAACAAGAACACCUGAAGAGGCCAAAGAUGAAUAUAUUGCAAGAUACUUAGAGGGGAGCAUAGGACGUGCGACAUGGGGUAACGUUGAGAGCACCAGUCGUCCGUCUCUGAACUGCGCUGACAAAGAUGAAGGACCACUAAGUCCAAGUGCAGUGUCGAGACUCCCACCGCUGGCCAUAACGCCAGACGAAGCUGCACAACUCGGUUACAUGAGUAAUAGAGAUGAUUUUGAAAGGGAGCAUGAUCAUGAAGCAGAACAACUGAUAUCCACCCUUGAAAUCAAUCCAGAGGAUGAUGAAUUGGAUGUUGCCCUGAAGCUUUCUCAAGUAGAUAUUUAUACAAGAAGGUUGCGAGAAAGAACAAGACGAAAAAGGCUCGUCAGAGAUUAUCAACUAGUUUCAGUAUUCUUCAACAACCAGAGGAACAAACAGAAACCUCUGGGGAAACUUGCCAAAGAGAAAAAGGAGUUCGCGGAGCGCCUGCGCUGGACGGCGCAGUUCUACGGGCGCGCGGAGCAGGCGAGCGUGGCGGGCACGCUGUGGCGCGAGCGCGAGCUGCGCCUGCGCCUGGCCGAGCUGCACCGCUACCGCCUCGCCGGCGUCACGCGCCUGGAGGAGUGCGCGCACUACGAGCAGCACGCCGCGCACCGCAAGCAGCCGCCGGCCGACGGGCGGCGCGGCAGCAGUGGGUGCCCGGACACGCCGACAAAAGAACAACCGCAGAACAGCAUGCUGCAGCUAAGAAAAAGAGACGCAGAAAGCGGCUCAAGUUCCACCACCCCAAAGUGCACACGGGACGCAAAUACCGCAUGUGGAUGUUGCAAAAAGAGCUCCUGCAGCGGCGCCUGCUCGACACAUCUGCUGACCUCUAACGAGAUACAGCUGUGCACCGCAUUAAACCUGCCACCGACUCAGUAUGUGACCAUAAAAGGCGUGCUGCUCCGGCGGGCGCCGGCGCACGACUGCGAGGUGGACCUCGCCGUCAGCCGCUACUUGCACACCGCCGGCUGGGUGCGCAACUAG
Molecule: messenger RNA, 1392 nt
Organism: Melitaea cinxia (Glanville fritillary)
Lineage: Eukaryota; Metazoa; Arthropoda; Insecta; Lepidoptera; Nymphalidae
Gene: Ada2b
Product: transcriptional adapter 2B-like
Exons: 10
Coding region: 76-1392 (438 amino acids)
Biological process (GO): regulation of transcription by RNA polymerase II; chromatin remodeling
Cellular component (GO): nucleus; SAGA-type complex
Molecular function (GO): chromatin binding; transcription coactivator activity; zinc ion binding
Source: RefSeq, a predicted model, not a curated record